Molecule: messenger RNA, 526 nt
Organism: Cajanus cajan (pigeon pea)
Lineage: Eukaryota; Viridiplantae; Streptophyta; Magnoliopsida; Fabales; Fabaceae
Source: RefSeq, a predicted model, not a curated record
AUGAAUUGGCUAACAGAGAUUGAGAAGAUCUUCAAUGUCAUGGAUUGUCCCCUCGCUCAGAAGGUGAAGUUGGCCACCUUCAUGUUGACUGCUGAUGCUCACUUUUGGUGCGAAGGAGCACUUCGAAGGAUGAUUGAUGGACGGGUGCACUUGAAUUGGGACAACUUCAAGAAGGUCUUUCUUGAGAAGUAUUUCCUGGAUGAUGUAAGGAGUCGGAAAGAAAUGAGAUUCCUUGAAAUAAAUCAAGGGAACGAUACAGUGGCAGAAUAUGCUACCAAAUUUGAUGUUUUGGUUCGUUAUUGUACACACUACCAUGGUGAGGGUGGUGAAAGAGCUAAAUGCAUAAAAUUUAUAAAUGGUCUGCAUCCUGAAGUGAAAACUACAAUUAACUAUCAGGAGAUAUAUCACUUUCCCACUCUGGUCAAUAAGUGCAACAUUUAUGAUCGUGACAACCAUGCUCGUGCUGCUUUCUAUAAAGGAGUUAGAGGUCCUAUUUGUGCUAUGAGUUCUAGUACUUCGGGUAGGA